This is a messenger RNA of Aspergillus campestris IBT 28561, 682 nucleotides long. RefSeq lists its product as uncharacterized. The transcript has a single exon. Lineage: Eukaryota; Fungi; Ascomycota; Eurotiomycetes; Eurotiales; Aspergillaceae. The coding region runs from base 105 to 581 and encodes 158 amino acids. The record is from RefSeq and is a predicted model, not a curated record.
AUACCAGCUUGGCAGAGGGGUGAAACCACCUCUCUAUCUCUUUUGAUUAAUUUAUUGGUUUUUGAAAUGAAAGUCUGGCGCUACCAUAUUUGUCUCUACACCGCAUGUUCCUGCCCACCCUCCUACCAUUCCUCAUCCUUCUCGCAUUCGCAUACUCCCCCACCUCACAGCUUCAACUUUCACUCUCAAGUCUUCAUCUUCAGCGAUCAUCUACUACCUGUUUUGUCGUCCUAACCAUAUUGAAAACUCACCUCUCAUCCCCCCACUCCCACCAUAUCAAUCAUAUCAUGCGUAUCCGCUAUACCCCCGUUCCCUCGUCUUCCGGAUUCCCUCCCCAUACUCCAUGGAUAGAUCAUGAAUACCCAUAUAUCAUAUCAAACUUAUACCAAACCAUCAAUCGCACUAAGCGUGUAACUAUCCACCUAUCCAUCCAUCCAUCUAUCUAUCUAUCUAUCUAUCUAUCUACACAAUACUCAAUCGCUUCCUCCCCUACCAAGCUGCCAAGCUACCAACUAACCAAGAAAGACAUGCAUAAAUGCUUACAUACACACAUACACACCUACAUACGUACAUUACCCUAACUUACACAUGCAUGCACACAUACAUGCAUUUAUGUCAUGUGCGUACAUACGUACGUAUAGACGUAUAGAUGUAUGUAAAUCUCUCCCCCACUGACCUAUCU